Molecule: messenger RNA, 538 nt
Organism: Cydia fagiglandana
Lineage: Eukaryota; Metazoa; Arthropoda; Insecta; Lepidoptera; Tortricidae
Product: juvenile hormone acid O-methyltransferase-like
Exons: 2
Coding region: 20-415 (131 amino acids)
Source: RefSeq, a predicted model, not a curated record
AAUUAAAAAAAUAUAAAUCAUGGAGAUGGAUUUACCUCAAUUAUACAGGCAAGUGGCUUUCCUGCCCAAACGGGACGCAAAUAUAGUUUUAAAAGAAUUCUGUAUUAAUAACAAAUGGCGAGAAAACGCGUAUAUUGCUGACUUUGGAAGCGGCGAUGGGAGCACAACUACAAAUAUAUUGCAAAAAUAUCUGCCAAUCUCUUACAAAAAGAUAAUUGGUUGCGACAAAAGUGCAAGAAUGGUUGAAUUUGCAAAUGAAAACUAUGGAACUGACAAGAUUGAGUUUAUUAUGUGGGAUAUUACGGAAGAAUUACCACAACCCUUGAGAGGAGCCUUUGAUCAUGCAUUCUCUUCGUAUACGUUACAAAGGAUCCAAGAGCAAACGUUUGGUAAAGACUAUCAAUCCAUUCGGUAAUCUCAACAAGAGAUGGGACCAAUUCAUGGCAGACUAUUUCAAGCUGAAUCCAAACGCUAGAAAAGUCGAUUACGAACUUAUUGUAGCCAAAGCUGUAAAAUAAAUAAGUUUCACUAAGAACCC